AUGCUUCCGCUAGAGAUCCUCCUCCAUAUUCUCUCUCUAUUACCGCUCCCAUGUUUUGCAUCUCUAUACCAAGUGUUUCCUGCUGCUGUAGUAGACGAAGCUCUGCGGAAGGCAUUAUUGAUACACCAAAAGAACGAGGGGACUCCACUUAUCGACCUUGUUUCCACGAACAUGUAUGAGCUUGCUGGCCCCAAUACCAAUGAAAAGAAUGAGUCAUGGAUACCCAUGUACAUGACCAUGAUAGAUAUGGCACGACGACUCAUAUGGUUGCAGCCAAAGCCCCAUCAAUACUUUUUCAAAGUGGAGGAUGCGUAUGUAUCUCAUGGAAAGUUGGUCAUGCGUCGUAGUAGUAGUGGCACGAGGGAUAAACAACAACAGCAACAACAACGGCAACAUGUACUAGCUUCAUUGUGGGAUAUUCGGAAGCAAUUACCGCCUGCUCGAGCAGGCACCUUUUCUGGAGCCAGUGAAUUUGUACGUCAUCGAGAACAAUACCAGCCAUUGACUAUUCUGGACAAGCAGCAGCAAUGUUUAUUCGAUGCUUGUUUAACAUGUGGUGCAGGCCAUCGCAUGGAUGAUUCAUCAAGUCAUCGCUUAACAGCAAAGCAGUUACAUGGUCAUGAUCCACCAAGACCUGCAUUAGCAAGAGGAUACAUUCGUCGAGCACCAUCUUCAUUCACUGCUUGGUCAGCUCGCGAUCCAUGUGGGUAUGUUUUGGUGGAACAAGUGGCUCUCACUGUACCUGCAUUUAUCGAAUUGUUCACAUGCACCACCACCAAGAAGUCAUGA
Lichtheimia ornata is the source of this 789-nucleotide messenger RNA. RefSeq lists its product as uncharacterized. The transcript has a single exon. The record is from RefSeq and is a predicted model, not a curated record. The coding region runs from base 1 to 789 and encodes 262 amino acids. NCBI's taxonomy places the organism in Eukaryota, Fungi, Mucoromycota, Mucoromycetes, Mucorales, Lichtheimiaceae.